Messenger RNA from Solanum dulcamara, 890 nucleotides. Its product is annotated as ATP-dependent Clp protease ATP-binding subunit CLPT2, chloroplastic-like. The transcript has 5 exons. Lineage: Eukaryota; Viridiplantae; Streptophyta; Magnoliopsida; Solanales; Solanaceae. The coding region runs from base 91 to 810 and encodes 239 amino acids. The record is from RefSeq and is a predicted model, not a curated record.
UCUUAUCAUCUUCUCAUCAUCGUCCCAAACCAGAAAGGUCCAAACUUUCAACCCAUUUUCUCAAAUUGGAGCAGAGUCUUGGGGGCAAAAAUGGCUGUUCAAGCUCUCUCUACAAUGACAGCAACUUCUAAGAGCAUCAACCAGCUGAAUUACAGAGGACCCAAUUCAUCUCUCCGGACAAAAAACGCAUUGGAACCGAAAAAUCUGCAGUGUCAAUUACUUGGUACUCCAGUCAAUUUCUCUCUUCAGUCCAAGAAUUUCAAACAAUUUUUUUCAAAACAGUGCCCCAUUAGAGCCGCUGUCGCCUUCAUCCUUCCCCGUGGAAAGCCGGAGCCUGCAGUACCUAUAGAGAAGAUUCCUAAAUGGUCGGCGAAGGCGAUAAAAUCAUUUACCAUGGCUGAACUGGAAGCAAGAAAACUUAAAUAUCCUACUACUGGAACAGAAGCUCUUAUCAUGGGGAUUUUGAUUGAAGGGACGAAUUUUGCUUCUAAAUAUUUACGGGCAAACAGUAUUACUCUCUUAAAAGUACGUGAAGAAACUGUCAAAAUACUUGGAAAAGGGGACUUCUACUAUUUCAGUCCCAAGGAACCUCCUUUGACUGAAGAUGCGCAAAAGGCUCUUGAUUGGGCCCUUGAUGAAAAACUCAAAUCCGGUGACAAUGGGGAGAUUACAACUACUCAUGUGCUCCUUGGAGUGUGGUCUCAACAAGGAUCACCAGGUUAUAAGGUAUUGGCUGCAAUGGGCUUCAAUGACGAAAAAGCUAAAGAAUUGGAGAAUGUAAUUUCAGAUCCUGGAUUUGUGGAUGAUUAAGAGGAUGAUUUUGCUUUAAUGUAUUCCUUAAACCUAAACUGAGGUUCCAAAUUUGCAAUCAGAUUGGUCAUUUGUCGCGA